GGGCCGCGGCGGCAGGGGCGGCAGCAGCAGAGGGACCCGGGGGGGUUUUCGAGGAGGGUUUAGAGGGGCCCCCAGAGGGGGUGGCGGAGGCUUCAGGGGCGGAAGAGGAAGAGGGCGUUAGCGAGCUGCAGCAGCAGCAGCAGCAGCAGCAGCGGCAGCAGCAGCACCUGCCUUUGCUGCAGCAGCUACUGCACGAUUCCCUAGAGAGGCAGCAGCAGCAGCAGCGGCACCAGCAACUGCAGCUGCAACAAAAACAGCUGGUGCAGCGUCAGUUGCGGCAGCAGCAGCGGCAGCAGCAGCACCAGCAGCAGCAGUUUCCUGCAUGCAGCCCCAAAUUGCAUUUCUUGUUUUUGUCUUUGUGGGGCCCUUCGCCUUGA
Messenger RNA from Eimeria tenella, 377 nucleotides. RefSeq lists its product as uncharacterized. Lineage: Eukaryota; Apicomplexa; Conoidasida; Eucoccidiorida; Eimeriidae. The annotation marks the transcript as partial. The transcript has 3 exons. The record is from RefSeq and is a predicted model, not a curated record.